AUGCAUCUCUACAAUGCAUGGCUUCCGCCGCCGCUGGCCGCUCAGACCGCCGCAGAGCGCGACUCCUUCUCGCGCGUCAUCGCCGCCGUCAACUCAUCCUUCCGCCGCGACGAUCCCGAAUCCGUCUUCUCCACUCUCAAAUUCAUCUCCGUCCUCGACCUGUCAGUUUUCACUCUCAUUUCCAAUCUCCGCCUCUUCCUUUUCCCUAAUUCAUCCUUAAUUAUCGUUUCCGGUUUCGUUUCACCUGUUCUUGCUUUCGCUUUCGGUGUUGCGAGGGACUUCCUGAAACGCUCAGGAGUUUUCAUAAAGGCAAAAAGUGAUGUUUCUUUGGAGGAUGUUCACAACCUUGUUCAGUUGGGCCUCGAGAUUUUUCAUGUGUCCCGCAAUAAGCUUUAUGCUCAGGUUAGAUGGGGAAAUUUAAUAGUCAGACUACUCAACAAAUAUAGGAAAAAGAUUACACUGACUGUUGAGUGGAGGCCCCUGUAUGAGACACUGGUUAGCACACAUUUUACUAGAAGUACAGGUCCAGAAGGUUGGAGAAUACGACAACGACAUUUUGAAACUAUAACUUCCCUUGUUCAGUCCUGCCGUAGAUUCUUCCCAUCAGGUUCUGCCUUUGAGAUAUGGUCUGAGUUUAAUGAUUGGAUAAAAGAAUGUAUAGAUUUGUGGGAAUCUAUACCAAAUUGCCAAUUCUGGAACAAUCAAUGGGCAGAUGUGAUAGCUCGUGUUGUAAAAAAUUACCACAAUGUUGACUGGGACUGCUUCCUGCCUUUGCUUUUUGCUAGAUACUUGAAUAUGUUUGAGGUACCUGUUGCAAAUGGAAGUGGGUCAUAUCCCUUUUCGCUAGAUGUCCCAAGAAACACUAGGUUCUUGUUCUCCAAUAAAACAUCCACUCCUGCGAAGGCUAUCUCCAAAUCAAUAGUAUCUUUGCUAAAACCUGGUAGUUCAUCAGAGCAGUUCUUUAAAAAAUUGAUCAACAUUUUGGAACAAUAUUAUCAUCCCUCAAAUGGGGGUCGAUGGACCUACUCGUUGGAGCGGUUUUUGUUUCAUUUAGUGUUUCAAUUUCAAAAGCGUCUACAGAAUGAACAGUUGGGCACAGAUAAUAGUAGACCCACUGAACAGCAUCUUGGGGAACCAGAGAGGGUUUUCUUUGUUAAUUCAGUGCUCAAGUUAAUUGACCGUGGUCAAUACAGCAAGAAUGAGCAUCUAUCUGAGACAGUUGCUGCAGCAACUUCUAUUCUGUCGUACGUAGAACCCUCAUUGGUUCUGCCAUUUGUGGCAUCUCGGUUCCGGAUGGCCCUUGAGACGAUGACUGCGACCCACCAGUUAAAAAUUGCAGUUAUGUCAGUGGCAUUUGUUGGGCGAUCACUAUUUUAUUCAUCUGUAUCAUCUUCCUCCACAAAACCAGUUGAUCUUGGUGGUGGUGAUGAAACAUUCAUUGAUCUUGUGGGGGUUUCAUUAUCUAAUGCAUUACUUGGCAUGGAUGCUAAUGACCCGCCGAAAACCUUGGCUACCAUGCAAUUAAUUGGUUCCAUAUUUUCAAAUUUGGCUUUAUUGGAUGAUAAAAUUGAUGACCUAUCAUUUAUGCCAAUGAUCCGCUUUUCAGAGUGGCUGGAUGAGUUCUUAUGCCGUCUGUUUUCCUUACUUCUACACUUGGAACCCAGCAGUGUUAUAAAUGAAGGUCUGCAGUCAUCAGCAGCUACAGGAACUUUCCUAGUUGAUGAUGGUCCAUACUACUUCUGCGUGCUUGAAAUUUUGUUUGGGAGGCUUUCUAAAUCACUGUAUAAUCAGGCUCUGAAGAAAAUUUCCAAGUUUGUGAGGACAAAUAUUCUUCCUGGUGCUGUUGCAGAGGUUGGACUGCUCUGUUGCGCCUGUGUUCACUCAAAUCCAGAAGAAGCAGUUUGUCAACUUGUUGAGCCAAUAUUACUGUCUGUGAUAUCUUCUUUGAAAGGAACACCACGCACUGGAUUUGGAGGAGGAGGAACUUUUGAUGCUUCUGCUUCAUCAAAGGUUAGGUCGACAAUUUCCCCAGCUCUUGAGGCUGCAAUUGACUAUCAACUUAAGAUAUUGUCAGUUUGCAUUACAUAUGGAGGUCCAGCAAUCCUCCCCUACAAGAGUCAAUUCAAAGAAGCUGUUUUCUUGGCUUUUGAUUCUCCCUCUUGGAAGGUCAAUGGGGCUGCUGAUCAUCUUCUUCGGUCCCUUCUUGGAAGUCAGAUUCAUUAUUAUCCUGUUGAUCAGUACAAGUGUGUUCUUAGUCACCCUGAUGCUGUUGCUCUAGAAGAAUGGAUUAGCACAAAAGGUUUUUCCACUUAUGAAAGGUUGAUCCCAAAGUGGCAUAUUCCUUGUGAUGAAGAAAUUAAUUUUGCAAAUGAGCUUAUAGACAUUCACUUCAAGUCAGCUUUGGAUGAUCUGUUGAAAAUAUGCCAGACUAAAAUCCAUGCUGACCAAGGAGAUGAGAAAGAGCACUUGAAAGUGACUCUUCUACGUAUUGAAUCAGCAUUGCAAGGACUUUUUUCUUGUUUGCCUGACUUUGUUCCAGACUCUAGAAAUGGAAUGGUCGAAGAUUCAAACCAUCUGUUUUUAAUUGCUGGGGCAACAGGUUGUACUGUUGGUAGUACUGCUCUGAGAGAAAAAGCUGCUGAGAUUAUACAUGCAGCCUGCAAAUAUGUUCUGGAGAAAAAGUCAGAUGACAGCAUCCUGUUGAUUUUGAUUAUUCGCAUCAUUGAUGCUUUAGGAAACUAUGGUAGUUUGGAGUAUGAUGAAUGGUCUAGUCAUAGGCAGGCUUGGAAAUUAGAAUCUGCAGCCAUAAUAGAACCGCCCAUUAAUUUCAUUGUAUCAUCUCAUUCUAAAGGAAAGAAAAGACCAAGGUGGGCACUUAUUGAUAAGGCAUUUAUGCACAGUACGUGGAGGUCUUCACAAGCAUCCUAUCAUCUUUACCGUACAAGUGGGAAUUUCUGCCCAUCUGAUCAUGUGACUAUUUUGAUGGAUGAUUUGCUGACUCUCUCUUUGCAUAGCUAUGAAACUGUCCGCCUGCUUGCCGGAAAAUCGCUAGUGAAGCUGAUUAAGAGAUGGCCAUCAUUGAUUUCAAAAUGUGUUAUCACUCUUACCAAUAACUUGCAGGAUCUCAAUGCCAAGGAAUAUGCAGUGUUGGGUUCAUGUUCAGUCCUUGCCUCACAAACUGUGCUCAAGCAUCUGACAACGGUGAUUGUCAAGGAUGAUCUUUUCGUGAAGUACAACAUUCAAUUUUCUGGAGUAUCUAGAAGUUUCUUCAGAAUCUCAGACAAAGAAAAUCAUACCGGUGGACUGGGGUUUUCAGAUUUGGUUUCUCAGAUUGGUUCUAUGAGUUUUGAUUCUACUGGCUUGCAUUGGAGGUAUAAUUUGAUGGCUAACAGAGUUCUGCUUCUGCUGGCUUUGGCAUCUCGGAACCAUCCAAAUUCAUCAUCCAAAAUUUUGAGUGAAACUGCUGGACACUUUCUGAAGAAUUUGAAAAGUCAACUUCCUCAGACCAGGAUACUCGCAAUUUCAGCUUUAAAUAUACUACUAAAGGAAUCACCAUAUAAGUUGUCUCAUGGUGAGAAAUUUGAGGAUUUGCAGGACCAUGUCAAAUCAUCCCUUGAAGGAACUUUAACUCAAACUUUUCAGGAAGAGGGUUUCUUCAAUGAGACACUAACUAGUCUUUCCCAUGUUCAUAUAAUUACUGAUACUGAAACUGCUUCACGAGGAAGUCAGGGAGAUUCAAGUUUCCAAAGCUUAGCGGACAAAUCCAUAACUCGUUUUUAUUUUGAAUUUUCGGCUUCAUGGCCACGCACACCAAGUUGGAUAUCAUUUUUAGGAAGUGAUACAUUCUACUCAAGUUUUGCACGUAUUUUUAAACGACUAGUACAGGAAUGUGGAAUGCCUGUAGUGUUGGCUCUUAAAGGUGCAGUAGAUGAGUUUACAACUGCUAAGGAGAGAUCUAAACAAUGUGUAGCUGCUGAAGCUUUGGCAGGUGUGCUACAUUCUGAUAUUGAUGGUCUAUCAGGAACAUGGGAAAGUUGGCUGAUGCCUCAGUUGAAGAAUAUCAUUUUAGCACAAUCUGUUGAAUCAGUUUCAGAGUGGGCAUCUUGCAUAAGGUAUGCAGUUACUGGUAAAGGAAAGUAUGGAACUAGAGUUCCUCUUUUGAGACAGAAAAUUCUGGAUUCUUUGAUGACACCUUUACCUCCAACAGUAGCUACAACUGUAACAGCCAAGCGAUAUACUUUUCUGGCAGCUGCACUUAUAGAAAUAUCCCCACAGAAAAUGCCAGUAUCUGAAAUUCAGCUCCACAAUACACUUCUGAAGGAAGUUCGUGCUAAUAUGUGCCACUCAUCAGCCCAAGUGAGGGAGGCUCUAGGGGUUACCCUUUCUGUAUUAUGCUCUAACAUUAGGCUAUAUCAUUCGAGUCAUCAUGAUUCUGCUCAGGAUGAGAGAAGCGACAAUGUUGAUAGUUUGAUGAAAGAUGAAAGUUGGGUCCAGUUUCUUACAGAGCGAGCAGCUGAAGCAGUUGUGAACAUUCAGAUUGCUAACCAAUCAGAUAAAAUAGUGAAUCCUGUAGAUGCAAGUUCUCAAAAUGGGCAUGUAGAGGGUGAUUCACAAGAUGACAUGAAAUGGAUGGAAACGCUACUCUACUUCAUCAUCUCUUCAUUGAAGUCUGGGAGAUCCUCAUAUCUACUUGACGUGCUUGUGGGGCUUCUAUAUCCUGUGAUUUGCUUGCAGGAAACAUCAAAUAAGGAUUUGUCAACAUUAGCCAAGGCAGCGUUUGAAUUGCUUAAAUGGAUGAUCGUUUGGGAACCUCACCUUCAGAAGGCUGUAUCUGUGAUUCUCUCUGCUGCCAAUGAUUCCAACUGGCGGACUAGAUCUGCUACAUUGACAUAUCUACGAACAUUCAUGUACAGGUACGAUGAUCUUGUAAGAGAACAUGCUGCAGCAGUUUUAGCAGGCUUAAUGAAGGGUGGAGAUGAGGACCUGGCUACAGAUUUCCGUGAUAGAGCAUAUAAAGAAGCAAAUAUUGUUCAUAAAAGAAGAAAGUCAAGAAAUACAAGUUUUGGAUCAACUAUAGCAUCUGUUCAUGGUGCUGUACUGGCUUUGGUAGCUUCUGUAUUAUCAGCUCCGUAUGACAUGCCCAGUUGGUUGCCUGAUCAUGUUACACUACUAGCCCGCUUCAGUGGUGAGCCAUCCCCUGUGAAAUCUACCGUUACUAAAGCAGUUGCUGAGUUCAGGCGGACCCAUGCUGAUACAUGGAAUGUUCAGAAAGAAUCAUUUACUGAAGAGCAACUUGAGAUCCUGGCAGAUACAUCCUCGUCAUCAUCGUAUUUUGCUUGA
Messenger RNA from Sphenostylis stenocarpa, 5340 nucleotides. The record is from the annotation of a GenBank genome assembly. NCBI's taxonomy places the organism in Eukaryota, Viridiplantae, Streptophyta, Magnoliopsida, Fabales, Fabaceae.